Penicillium mononematosum is the source of this 351-nucleotide messenger RNA. RefSeq lists its product as uncharacterized. NCBI's taxonomy places the organism in Eukaryota, Fungi, Ascomycota, Eurotiomycetes, Eurotiales, Aspergillaceae. The transcript is spliced from 3 exons. The coding region runs from base 1 to 351 and encodes 116 amino acids. The record is from RefSeq and is a predicted model, not a curated record.
AUGCGUUUGUUUCCUGCCUUCCUGACCCUCGCCGCCAUUGGCAGCGCCGCCGCCGCUCCCGGUGCUCUCCAGGCGAGAGAGGACCGCGUCGAGGUUGAUGUUUGCACAGGCGUCAACUUGGCGGGCUGCAUCAAUGUUCCCGUCUGGACUCAGCAUGAUUGCCACAACUUGAACGGCAGUCCCGUCAUGGACAAUGUCCACUCGGUUAGAAUCCCUAAUGGAUACCGUUGCCGCUUCUGGGACUCGACUACUUGCAAUGGCGGUGGUACAGGCGAUAUCCAAGCGCCGGGCAGCAAUAACAUCAACGGGGGCAACUUGAGCUCUAUCAAGUGCUACAAGAACGCUAAAUAA